Hibiscus syriacus is the source of this 492-nucleotide messenger RNA. RefSeq names its product protein FAR1-RELATED SEQUENCE 5-like. NCBI's taxonomy places the organism in Eukaryota, Viridiplantae, Streptophyta, Magnoliopsida, Malvales, Malvaceae. The coding region runs from base 1 to 492 and encodes 163 amino acids. The transcript has a single exon. The record is from RefSeq and is a predicted model, not a curated record.
AUGGACCAUACUAAAUCAAACGAUGUUAAGCUGAGCGAGGAAUGCUAUCAAGUACUUAUUGUUGAUGAAUCUAAAAGAUCGAUUAGUCAGCUCUUCUCUUCACAUGAGGAAGCUUGGGACUUUUACAAGGAAUACGCACGGAAACAUAGUUUUAGUGCACUUCGAGGAACAACACGCCUUGAUAGGGAAGGGAAUGUGAAGACACAAGAAUUUUGUUGUUCAAAAGAAGGGUUUCGGUUAUCCAAAGUCAAUAUUAUUGAUCGUCAACGUGCUUAUACACCAGUCAUAAGAACCGGAUGCAAGGCAAAAGUCUUGGUGAUGGAAACAAAUACAAACGAUCAAUGGGUUCUAAGUAAGUCUUUUCAGGAACGUAAUCAUGCAUUGUUCACAACUGUUAUGACACCAUUUAUGUAUUCAAAUAGAGCUGUGAGUAAGGCUGAUGUGGAUGAGUCAACAACAUUGGAAGAUGUUGGUGUUGGACAUCACAAGUAA